Messenger RNA from Strongyloides ratti, 1989 nucleotides. RefSeq names its product Chorion transcription factor Cf2. The coding region runs from base 1 to 1989 and encodes 662 amino acids. Gene Ontology annotation, biological process: regulation of transcription by RNA polymerase II. The record is from RefSeq and is a predicted model, not a curated record. Gene Ontology annotation, molecular function: RNA polymerase II cis-regulatory region sequence-specific DNA binding; protein binding; DNA-binding transcription factor activity, RNA polymerase II-specific. The transcript has 3 exons. Lineage: Eukaryota; Metazoa; Nematoda; Chromadorea; Rhabditida; Strongyloididae. Gene Ontology annotation, cellular component: nucleus.
AUGACUGCUGAAUUUAAUAAUACAUUUUUCAAUAGUCUGCAAUAUCUUAAUGAAUCAUUAAAUAUUACAUCGGAGGAUGAUAACAAACAAUAUAUGGAAGAGAAACCCUUCUUUGAUCAGUUAACGCCGGAUGAUAUUUCUCUUGAUACAUUAGGUGAUGAGGAUGUGAGUAAUUUUGAAGAAGCACCAUUAUUAGAAGAUUUUUAUCCAAAAUUGUCACACUCAGAUAUUUUAUUUAAUUAUUUUAAAGAUAAAAGAUAUAAUGAUCCUGAGGGAAGUUGUAUGGAUACACAAAUAAAAUUAAAUGGUGUAACAAUUAGAAAAUGUAAUAGAUUACUUCUUCUAGCUUAUUGUACUAGACUUUCGGCACCAUUAAAUGGUUUAAAAAAGCAUUCAGCUAUUCUUAUUGAUAUGGAUGAAGAAAUGACAAAAUUAAAUAAAAAAGAUUUAGAAAUUGUUCUCGAUUUUAUUUAUGAUGGUUGUAUAAAAGAAGUAACAGAUACUCUUGAAAAUUCAGCUUUGAGAUUAGGAUGUUAUGCUAUAGUUGAUAUCUUAAAAAAUAAUCGUUCAUCAAAUAAUGAUUUACCUUCAUUGAUAGAUCCUUAUCAUGUACAUCGUUUUCAAAAUGCAAUUGAAAAAUUCAAAGUUGAUAGUAUUCUUGUUGAUUGUACAAUUAUGUAUGACAAUGAGUUUAUUGGAGAUUGUCAUAAACAUGUUCUAUCAGCUUUUAGUGGUGCUUUUGAAAAUCUUUUUAAAUUAAAUGAAAAUCGUGAAAAUAAUAUAUAUAAUUUAAAAGAAUUAUAUCCAUCUAUUGGAAUAUAUGAAUUUAGAGCUAUUAUUGAUUAUAUAUACUCAGGAGUUUUACGUUGUAUUAAAUUAUGUAAGCUUGAACAAAUAUAUGCAGCUGCAACUAUAUUGGAAGUAGAACAAUUAAUUUCACAAAUUACUAAUAACUAUGAUGUACGAGUUAAUUUUACAUAUGACAAUAUUACAAAUUCUAGUAAUAACACUUUAAAAAUUUUUUCUUCUGCACCUAGUAAUGGUUAUUCAUUAUAUUGUGAAAAUGAUUUAGAUAAUAAUUCUUAUGAAUAUUCACAUCAACGUGAUUCAUCAAUGCAUUUAAAUAUGGAUAAUAGAGAGGCAUAUGUUGAAAUAUAUUGUGAAUAUGUUAAAGGUCCUCAAGGUGGUAGAAAAACAGGAACAUAUGGUAUUAAUAAAUCAAGGUUUAGAGAAAAUGAAAGUGAUGAAAUAUCUAAAAAUGCUGAAGAAAUAUUAUCAACUGCUCAACAAAAAUUAAAUUCAGUAUCACAUUAUAUUUAUCGUGGACCAAAACUAACAGAUGAUACUAAUUUUUCUAAUGAUGUAUCAUUAUUAAAUGAUAUAGAAUUAGAUAGUAAUGAAAUUUCAUUAUAUCCAACAAAAAAAAAUAUUUCAUCACCACAAUUAUCUUCAUCAAAUGUUUCUUCAGUAACAUCAAAUUUUUCAUAUAAAACUGUAUCACCAACACCAAAUUCAUUAUUUAAUUCAUGUAAUUUGUCAUCACCAACUUCUGUUGCAACAUCAUCUACUACGUCACUUCCAAUGACAACACAAUUAUCAGAUUAUGAUAUUCGUCCUUACACCUGUCAAUAUUGUAGUUAUAGAGCAAAAGAAAAAUCAGCAAUAGACAAGCAUGUUAGAUGUAUUCAUACAAAAGAAGCUCCAUAUGUUUGUAGUUUUUGUGAUCAACGUUUUAAAGUUCAAUCAAAUCUUGUUCGUCAUAUUCGUUCACAUACAGGAGAAAAACCAUAUGCCUGUAAAAAAUGUGGUACAGCUUAUGCAGAUAAAAAAAAUAUGGAUGCGCAUGUAUUUAGGGAACAUCUUAAAAUUGCUCCAAGAAAAUGUCCUGUUAAAGGGUGUAAGGCGAAAUUUUAUAGAGUUGAUAGAUUGGAUAUACAUUGUAGAAAAAAACAUGGUUUAGAUUGUAUAACAGAUUAUAGUCCGCUUUAG